Molecule: messenger RNA, 1287 nt
Organism: Xylona heveae TC161
Lineage: Eukaryota; Fungi; Ascomycota; Xylonomycetes; Xylonales; Xylonaceae
Product: glycoside hydrolase family 71 protein
Exons: 3
Coding region: 1-1287 (428 amino acids)
Biological process (GO): mating projection tip cell wall disassembly
Molecular function (GO): glucan endo-1,3-alpha-glucosidase activity
Source: RefSeq, a predicted model, not a curated record
AUGCAUUUUGCUUAUGCGUUCCUUCUUUUGGUGGCAGUGGCGGCAGGAUUCGCCCAAGCCCAAUCCAAAGCAGUAUUCGCUCAUUUCAUUAUCGGCAACUCUGCGGGUAUGAGUUAUGAUGACUGGGUUAGCGACGUUCAGGCUGCCAAAGCCGCCGGUAUUGAUGGCUUUGCCUUGAACAUUGCUCCAGGCGAUUCAUACACCGACAGCUCGCUGCAGAAUGCCUAUAAUGCGGCCGGCUCGGUUGGCGACUUCAGCUUGUUUCUCUCCUUCGAUUAUCUCUCUCAGGGCGCUUGGUCUGCUUCCAACGUCGUGUCAAAGAUCAACGAGUACAAGCAAUUUUCGGCGCAAUUCCAAUACAACGGCAAGCCCCUUGUGUCCACCUUCGAGGGUGUUGGCAAUACCGGCGACUGGUACGGGAUCAAGGAGCAGACCGGCUGCUUCUUUGUGCCUGACUGGAGCAGCCUUGGGCCCAUCGGGGUUGCCGCUCAGGGAAGCGUCGAUGGUGCCUUUGGCUGGGGUGCGUGGCCCGUCGGUGCGACUGACAUGUCAGUCGUUGAGGAUGAACUGUACAUGACUACCCUUGGCUCGAAGCCCUACAUGAUGCCUGUUUCUCCUUGGUUCUAUACAAACAUUCCGCAAUGGAACAAGAACUGGCUUUGGCGAGGCGACGAUCUCUGGCAUGACCGCUGGCAGCAGGUGAUUGAGCUGCAACCUGCUCUCGUCGAGAUUCUCACCUGGAACGACUUUGGUGAGUCGCACUACAUUGGGCCCAUCCACUCCUCCGGAAUUCCUAGCGGAGCAGAAAAAUAUGUCAAUGACAUGCCGCACGACAAUUGGCGAGAUAUGCUUCCCUACUACAUCGCGGCCUACAAGAGUGGAAACACCACCCUUCCCGAAAUUUCCACCGAAAAGGCCAACCUUUGGUAUCGCGUGAACCCCGGUCAUUCCGGCUCAAGCGAUGGCACUACUGGAAAUACCCCAUCUCAGGGCCAAACCGUUGUCGAUCCAACUUUGGUAUCACAAGAUAAAGUCUUUUUGUCCGUGCUGGUCAACUCGCCCGCCGAUGUGACGCUUCAGAUCGGCGACAAUCAGCCUACAUAUCUUCGAGCAAUGACUUCUGGCGUCAACCAUUUCUCUGUCUCUUUCAAUGGCCAGACUGGCGCUGUCACGGCGAGUGUUUCUCGAAAUGGACAGUCAGUUGCGUCAGUGACUGGCCCAGAGAUUACUGAUGCCUGUGAAGAUGGCAACGUCAACUGGAAUGCCUGGGUUGGAGGCUCAUCAUAA